AUGUUGCGCUCCACCUUGAUCGCUCUCUUCGUUUCUGUGACGGCCGUCGUUGCUUCGCCAUUCAAUACGACUGCCACACAGAGGGUCUGUGGAACAUACAUCAGCGACGAACAGAUCGCCGCUGCUGAAGCCCACUUCCAAGCGCACAAGGUCGUGCCAACCGCAAAGCUACUCGCUGCCACCGUCCCUGUAUACUUCCACGUAGUUACCAGGGAUUCGACCCUCAGCGGUGGCAACGUUCCCGAUUCCCAGAUCACUGCCCAGAUAAACGUCCUGAACGCAGCUUAUGCGGGCAGCGGGCUCACUUUCACACUUGCCGGCACCGACCGCACUGUCAACGCUGGCUGGUUCAAUAGCGCGGCGCCCUCUACUUCUCAACAAACGGCCAUGAAGAACGCCUUGAGAGCUGGUGGAGCCGACGCCCUCAAUGUCUAUACCGUUGGGUUCAACUCGGGCUCCGGUGCCGGCCUGCUUGGCUACGCGACCUUCCCUUGGAGCUAUUCCAGCGCUUCGAGGGAUGAUGGUGUCGUGAUCUUGUAUUCUUCGCUUCCUGGUGGCACUGCCUCUCCCUACAACCUUGGCCAGACUCUCACACACGAAGUAGGUCAUUGGGUCGGGUUGUACCACACUUUCCAAGGUGGUUGCUCUGGGGUAGGAGACCAAGUCGCCGACACCCCCGCCGAGGCUUCUCCUGCGUUCGGAUGUCCAACUGGUCGUGACACCUGCUCCUCCGCCGGUCUUGAUCCCAUCCAUAAUUUCAUGGACUACACGGAUGAUGCUUGCAUGACCGAGUUCACCCCCGGCCAAAUCACCCGCUUCCAGUCGCAGAUCGCGACAUACCGUUCAAUCAAUGUCUGA
This is a messenger RNA of Cyclocybe aegerita, 858 nucleotides long. The record is from the annotation of a GenBank genome assembly. NCBI's taxonomy places the organism in Eukaryota, Fungi, Basidiomycota, Agaricomycetes, Agaricales, Hemipholiotaceae.